Molecule: messenger RNA, 1338 nt
Organism: Coprinopsis cinerea okayama7#130
Lineage: Eukaryota; Fungi; Basidiomycota; Agaricomycetes; Agaricales; Psathyrellaceae
Exons: 10
Coding region: 1-1338 (445 amino acids)
Biological process (GO): iron ion transmembrane transport
Cellular component (GO): membrane
Molecular function (GO): iron ion transmembrane transporter activity
Source: RefSeq, a predicted model, not a curated record
AUGAGUUCGGCCGUGUUCGACCCUGGCAAACGCGCUGAUGAUGACAAGACGGUCACUUUGGUCGAAGAAGCGCCCGUAGAACCAGAUCCCAGCCCACCAUCGGUCACCGGGCAACGUUUUGAGCAAUUCGAAAUUGCUGAAGCCAACAAUGACACCGUUCCCCAAGUGACCCUCAAAGGCCUGGCAAUGUUGUGCUUGCUUCGAUUCUCCUCCGCCUGGCAAGAUCGCUCGGUUACAUUCUCGACCUACCUCUUCUUGGUGCCCCUCUUCCCGACCACUCUAGUCCCCGCAUCUACCUUUGGACUCUGCACCACCACGUCUGGGAUCCUAUUCUCAAACCUAGCAGGCAGACUCGCUGGAUCGAGGAUGGAGAUCACCCAUGCAGUUGAAAGGGGGAAUAAACCGAGGGACGAUGCCAUGUUGGGAGUAUUGGUGAUUGCUGGAUGCGUGCUCAAGGUCUCUAGCGUGUGUUUGACGCUUAGUGUGGAGAGAGAGUGGCCUUCUGCUAUCGGAAGGGGUUCGUCGCAGCGGCUUACAAGGAUGAAUACCUGGAUACGAAGAGUGGACCUCAUAUGCGAUCUUGUCGCUCCCCUAUUUGUGUCUGGGUUGUCCGCAGGCGUGCAUUACCCCUUUGCAGCUGCCUUUUUGGCCGUUCGGGAGUUCGCCCACGACCUCCGAGAGUUCAGCAAGCUCCCGGUGUUCUUCACAUCCCUGUCGAUUGCCAGCAUCUAUUUGACGGUCCUCUCUUUCGACGGCACCAUGCUCACCUUCCUCAAAAAUACACUGAACUACUCUGAUCCCUUUUUGGCCGCACAACGGGGAGUGUGUACUAUCGCUGGCCUCAUAGGGACCUUGCUGUUUCCUCUUGUCAUGCAACGUAUUGGAUUAGUUCGGACUGGUAGUUGGGCCAUCUGGUCUGAGUUCGCGUGUUUGAUCCCUGUCGUUGUCUCGUUAUAUGUGGGGUCCAGUGAGCGUGUAACAAAGAUCAGCACACCGCCCUGGAACGCAGCCAUGCUUUUCGGAGGGAUGGCCUUGUCUCGAAUCGGGCUCUGGAUGUUCGACUUAUCCCAAGUCCAAAUCCUGCAAGAAUCCUUGGAAUCCCAUCCUCGACGAACGAGAUUGACGUCCAUCCAAUUCAUCAUGCAGGAUAUGUUCGACCUCGCAAAGUAUGCGAUCACGAUAGGACUUGCUAAACCCUCCCAGUUCCGAUGGGCAGGGCUGAUCAGCGUGAUAUCAGUACUGAUGGGUGGAUGUCUGUACACUCUCGGUUAUGCGAGACGAGUGAGGGGACAUAUCUCGCCUCAUUGGAGAUGGUUGAAGAAGUUCAAGGUUAUCUAG